CAAAUGCCGACACACUCGCCCGGUAGCCUGGGCACAGAAAGGGUAUGCGAUACAUUCAUGCCCCUUUUCCAAAGCCCCGUCUCCCCCGAGCGAAAAUAAUUCGCAGAUUCAGAGUCAAUUAUCGGAUUGUGAAUCACCCAACAAUUCUUUUGAAACCAAGACACCAGAAGGGACACUUUGAAGCAUCUAGCAAGGAUUAUGCGCUAUUAAUCUGGGCAUGAAAAAAUGAGUCCUUUAUUAUUAUUAUUAUUAUCGUUAUCAUGAAAUACCCCCUCGUGGCGAGGCGAUCAUCGAAGCAGAUAAAAGCUAUUCGUAUCUAUCAAUGACAAAUGACAAACCUUGUAAUAUUUAACCAUUAAGGCUUGCGUACGCAUCUACGCACAUACGACCGACUAUACGUCGGAGAAAAUUUUGACCUGGAGUUGCAACUGGCACUUGGAAAAGAACGCCACGCGCAGUGCAAAGUUGAUAUCAAUCGAACAUUGAUAACGAAAUGGAUCAGUGAUUCGUGAUGUACGAUAAUUACCCUCGGCAUCAAAUGGAAAGGAUGUCUUAAUUGAAGUGAGUCAGUGAAUAGGUUCUCUGUGUUAUCCGGUGAUAGAGAAUAAUUGUAAGAGGUCGGAACACUGACAAAGGAAGAUUCAUAUCCCACUUGGAGUGACUCAAGGUCUACGUAAUCGUUUAUAAGUUGUUAUCUUAACCGUUCAGCAAACAGUGUAACGCAAGAACAGUUCUCGUGCCUUACAUCAGAUUACCUAAGAAAAGGGUGUAGGAAGUGAGGCAACGUAGGGGUGGAGAGAGGAGAGAGAGAGAGAGAGAGAGAGAGAGAGAGAGAGAGAGAGAGACAUAAAAAGAAAAAAAUUGUUACUAAUAUUAGUCAGGUAGAAGUACUUAUCCCUCUUACCUCUCGCUCUUGGGACGUCAAAGGCGAAUUUGGCACUGUUUAGUACCCUGCGCUGAAGUGCCAUCCAGUGCCACCUAGCCGAUGCGAGUGCCUGAUCAUCCUCGUAUUAACAAUGUCUUGUGCUUCCUGCGUUCUGUGGGGAAAGAGGUGCAAUGCCUUAACCAGCUGAAGAUAUUGAAGAUUCAAAUGCGUUGUUCAAAACGGUUAUUCUCGCAAGGUUACGAUGCUUGGGGCGUCCAUAAAUAACCUCGAGCGUUAAUCAGGUCAGGGAUUAAGGCAUAAUUAAAGGUUACCUUCGUCCGGAAAAAGGUUAACUUGUGUGAAGAGUGUUACAUUUAUCAGGAAUAUUUAAUUACAGCUUUAGAAUUCUGAGUUGCGAGUGGAAGAAAAAUGAAUCUUCAAAAGUGACGUAUUGGUGUGUUUAGAAACCACAAUAACAAACGGUAUGCAACUCUACAAGCAAGCUGAUGGCAUUAUUAUUUGUAGUGAAAGUAUCUAAGUGAAAAACAGGAAGUUUACAAAGGAAACUUCCUAACAAACGGAUGAAAUCUGACGGUACUUGUGUCUGAAAGUUCUGAAAGCUUCCGAAAGUGUCAUCAUGUCUAGAGAUUUUUUUUUGGAAAGAAAGCCUGAUUAGAGGCUUUCUGAAAGCCCAAACUUUCUUUUACCUUGACAGACACAAAUAUGUUUUACUUUAAUGCAACCUGUGGGAAUUCCAAGGUGCGAAGAAGGUGGACCUGAUAAACAGUGCUUUGAAUUAAGUCAUAGAAUUUUCCGGUAACAGAAAAUAAGUUUUUUGUGAACUUACACACCAACAAAAGUGAUCAGUGAAUCAUCCAACAUAACCAGUCCAGUACAAAUUCUCAGUUGUGACUAGAUUCUGACAAAAUGGAAAGUCUAGAGGCAAGAACUCUGAUUUUGUAAUAUAUAUAUAUAUUAUAUAAUAUACCAUGGUACAGUCCGUGGGGGGAGGCGCCCCCGAUCUACAGGGAUCUUUUGGUUCUCAACGCCAGUUUCGUCAUUCUUUUCAUCACCAUCAUCAUCAUAAUCAUCAGAGCAGAAGUCAGGAUGACGUCCACCGGACUAGUAUGAACACUGAAACUGGAGUUAGCGUCAUCAGCGAAGGAAAUUCCCCCGCUGACGGAGGAAAGCUGUCCUACCGCGCCAAGGUCCUCACGGGGAUUGGAGGAGGAGGUGGUGGAGAAGAGGGAGGAGGUGGGGGAAGUGGAGGAGGACAAGGAGGAGGAGGAGGGGGAAACGCCGCUGCCAAGCCUUCAAAGACCGGAAGAACACUCGAAAGCGGAACCCAUGGCAGCCCACCGGUUAUCAGACUCCUAGUACUAGGUGGUCAUGGAGUCGGAAAGUCAGCUAUAACAGUUCGGUAUCUUACCCGCAGAUUUAUUGGCGAAUAUAAAUCUCAAGUUGACAUCAUCUACAGACAGACGAUUCAGAUCGACGGGUUCAAGGUGGACCUCGAAAUAAUCGACAUCUCUUCAAGGCCGGGUGACGACACUCUGCCAACCUUGGAAAUAUGUCAGUGCGAUUGUUACCUGGUCGUCUACAGCGUAGCGGAGAGACACACCUUUCUGACAGCCAAUCAUUUGCUCAGGGCCAUCUUCAAGCUCCGCCCCCAUGUGCCUACACCGCCAAUCACACUGCUAGGAAAUAAACAAGAUCUCGAACAUUCCCGACAGGUGAGCCGGGAAGAAGGCGAGAGCACAUCAAAGGCCUUUGGAUGUGACUUCGCGGAAGUCUCAGUUGCUGAAACCAGCGAGGACAUCGUCCCUAUCUUCAUGUCCCUGCUGCGUAGGGCGAAGACCUACUCCUGCCUGUGCCUCCAUUCCUCUAGGGCGCUGCUCGACCUGACCUCAUCUCUAAAUCGACCAGCAUCUGGUCCAUUAACGUCAUCGACGCCGCUGGUGUUUUCAUCCCAUUCUUCGACUUGUUACUGUUCGUGUCAACAUACUUUCUUGAUAGACAGUCAGACUUGCCGACACUGUGGCUGCUCCGACUUGCUUUUGGUGAAGGGAACGCCCUUGAUCAGAACAGGGAGUGUUAAUAUUUCUAGGUACUCGGAAAACGAACGGUUCAAAACUCUCCCCUCUCGUGUUCGCGUGACCCGACAGGCCAGUGAAAGGUCGUACCGUAAAGUGAGCAGAAAUAACAGCAAGAGACAGACAUCAAGAACCACUAGUUCGCCACAACAGAAAGAAGAAAACAAAGAAAGCAAAACUAGCGGCCAGCUAAAUAAACUUAAUAAAAAGCUAAUUGACGAGAAACUAUUUUCGACCGGAAAGAGUGAGAAGGGAGAUGCACAGAAAGGUGAUAUUGUAAAUAAACCGAAGGAUGAGUUAAAGGUUCCAAAUCUCAUGAAUUCCGGUCCUAGACCGCUGACCAGAUCUCUGAGUUCUCCGGAAGAUUGGUCUCAAAAGGCUGACUCAGAAACACCCUGUGCCCUAACUCCAAAAACAGCUAAAAAUAAAAAGGCAGAAGGUUUCUUUGCUUCCCUUGAGUCACAGAACCCUAAUCUCUCCUUGUUAUCAAGAGGAAGAUCGUUCAUUCUCAACACUUCGAAAUCGAAGAGAAAUUUUGAAUGUUCGUGUUCCACUCAGAACCGCACAGGAUCUUUCAAAAGUAGCGGGAAGGUCGAAAUUGUGACGAUUAAGACCCCCAAACUGGGCGGCAAAGAGGAUCCCCUUGCGUCCGCUGCCAAAGAAGAAACCAAGACGAAAACGGGUAGGCCUAACCUACCGACGACUUCUAAGAAAUUCAAAAACGGCUCCAUUGGGCCUUUGCAGGGCGCUACUGCCGAGGCGAACCAGGCGCAGGCUGCUGGAACCUCCACUUCUAAAAAUCAAAAGCAGAAGAAAGCCUUUCAGGGGCUUGAUCCCCUGGACACCAAAUUUCCUCCAACAGCAGAUGCUAGUGUGUCUCCCACCACAGCUGUUCGCCAAAGAAAAUUCUCUGUGUUCGGCAGAGCACUUGGUAACUUCCUGUCGAAAGGUUCUUUGCCUGAUUUACCCAGGGCUACCGCUAACAUUUGCGAUAAAUUUGGUUCUUUGAAAAAGACUAUAAAGAAGCGGUCAGUAUGAUGCACAAGAGACUAUGAAAAUAUUUGCAUAGUUCUGCUUUACCCAAAAUUAAUUGGGGGCAUCAUCUGUCGACCUCCCAGAAAUAAAUGGAGGAAUCAAAACACAUACUUAUGUCCUAUUAACGAGACUCACAUGAGAUUUUUUGUGUUAUGUUGUGUUCUCAAAAUAACUUAUAUUUUUUUGACAUUCGGAUCACGUGGGUGUGUGGAGAGUGAUUUCAGAGGGUAGAUAUUUCGAGAAGACUUUACUAAGAAACUGUGAAAAAGUGGGGAAUCACUCAGAUAUGUAUCAAAAGUGCCUUGUUUUCACUAUAAGCAAUCUAUAGCAAGUGUAUGUGAAAUGCCAAAAUAUUCUGGGAGAGAGGAUACCGGAAACUAGAAUGAUCACCAGAAAAUACAUGACUUUUUCACUUAGUUUCACUCUAUAGUGCAGCUUAGUGUAAAAUGUCAAAUUAGAAUUUAGUUACAUUUAAUGAAAGAUGAAAACAUUUCUCCAUCUCUUGUCUUGGGGCUAUCUAUCAAAUCUUACCCCGCAAAAGUUAAAUUGUCGAACCUGAACGACCAGGACACUAUGAAUAUACAUAGAAAAGUGGUCGAUAGCAAAAACUACAUUAACCUUGAUUAAUCCCAUAUUUGAUAAAUUUACAGAUUUUACAAUAAAAGACAAGACUUUUUGUUAAUUUGUGAGACCACUGACAAAAAGAAAACAAUAUAUGAUGAAAAGGAAACCAAAAACCGUCCACAAUAUACUUUUAGUUGGGAUAAAACCAUGAAUGGCAGUCAUCACUUCGUUUUCAUUUCAAUAAUAAUGAUCAGACUAAUACUCAGUAUUCGCUGUGUGAUUGAGGUGAUGAACUUCUGAAUAGUUUGGAAAAGCAGUGCUUGUGACGUGCAGUUUUUUCCAGAAAGAUUAUACUUAUAAAAACUCAGAACCGGAAUAGUUAAGUCAUGUUGAACGCGAGGAAAAAUUGCAGUGAAACGAUGAGAAGGGGAAAAACAGGUGCACAAAUUGCUCUAUUGCAUCAUCACUUAACACGUAAAACCAUUUCUUUAUCAGAUAGCAAUUGUGAAGUGCAGUGAGUACUCACGUCAGGCAUAAAUGUUGAAAAAUUACUUCAUUCAUUAUACUGUCCGUCAGAGUUUAUUAUAUAUAUAUAUAUGUAUAUAUAUAUAUAUAUAUAUAUAUAUAUAUAUAUAUAUAUAUAUAUAUAUUGCUGAUUCCAUGUGUAACUAUCAUCUUUUCAUUCUACAUUUUAGAUGACCCAAAUCUUCUGGGGAUUCAGGUUUAAUUUGUGUGAGGUCCCCAAGUCCCGAGAAUGAAGAAAAUUUUGAUCAGAAAAAAAUUCCCAAAAUUGUACUUUUCGAAUGUUCUAUCAUUUUUUUGAGUUCAAAAGAUUUCAAUUUGGCAAUAUUCUUUGUAGACCUACCCUUUUGCAUUUCCUAAAUAUUUUGCGAAUUCAGAGAGCUUUAAUUUGACUACAGUCUUUUUAGUCUUUUUAAAUAUUCUUUCCAAAAUCUUCUGGGAAUUCACAAGGCCCAAUCUAAUAAAUAUCUUCUUAAUCUUUUGAGGAUCCAGAAAAACUGUUUAAUUUCCGAAGAAUAAUAUAUAAUAAUCUCCUCGGUCUUUUGAAUACCCAAUGAAUGCCUCAAAAUCUUAACCUGACAGUUGUCUACCUAAUCUUGAAAUUGUUUAAUGUUCCAUGUCUUUUGGGAGUUUGGACAGACAGCUUGAAUCUUCUAAUGAUGAAAUCAAUCUUAGCCCUUUUUUUGGAUGCCCCAAGUCUUUAUUUUGGGGGAGGGGGGGGAAAUGGUGGGAGGAGGGGUUCACAUGGCACUGCCAGCAGCUGUGAUAAAUACUUUAUGAAAUACACGAAUGUCUUUAAGAGUGCUGUUGUAUAUGAUGCAAUAGAGGCUUCGUAAUGUUUGUUAUCUAUCCGCUGGAUGUAUUAAGCUUUAAGGUAAUUUUUUGUUAAAACUUCGUCAUCGAUUUUACUCAAUAAAGUUAUUUCCCAAUGUAUGCAAUACAUGCAUAAACACAGACGCAUACAUACAAACUAAUAUGCACAGUGACAUAAAGCAUGCAUAAAUGUUUGCAUACACUACAGAUGCAUAUAAUUUCACUUCUUGAAUCUUCUUGAAUAAAUAUUUAUGUAUAUGGAUUAAUGUAUAAAAUGAUUUACUCAACUGAGAGUUAUAACUUCUAAUUUAUUUUUACUAAAUUACCAAGAUCUUUAUGUAAUAAUCAAGACUAUGAACUCCCGAGAAAUAGUCAGUUUACACUCUUGAAUGAUGAAAAUUAUUAAAAAAUAAUGAAAUACAAGCAAUAAACAUCAGGCUAAAGAUAUUGAGAGUAUCUAAAACUACACGUUUCUUUGAAAAUAACAUCUCGUUUUAAAAACUAUUUAUCAUAAAAGCACAUCAUCAUACUUAGAAAUAAUUAUAACUUCUUGCAAUGCGGAUAUCUGCAGCUAAAAAUAAAACCCUUCCUAAAUAUCAGUGGCUAAAAAUAAAAAUCUUCCUAAAAAUUCUAUCGAAGGUUUUUCUCUAUAUUACUACUUCCAGGCUUACAAACAUUAACACAUCAGUUGAAUUCAUUUGUAUCGACCACUGCUUAGUCUCGUCGCAAUUUGCCAAGAUAAAAAUUUCAGUUACGGCCGCCAGUAGUGUAUAAUAAAGUAGGUUGACUUGCAUGUCUCUACCACCCUUUACAAUCUACAUAGUCCAAGGAGGCACAUUCACUUCCAUCAAACCUACCUUACACAUUAAACACAGUGAUUUAACCUUUCUACAGAAUCUACGGUACAUACCAAAACAACAUUUUUUUUUAUGCAACAAAAAAUGAAAAAACCUUUUUACUUUUGUUUAUCUCGGAACUUUUGCGUUAUGAAAAUAAACAUUUUAACUACAA
Messenger RNA from Macrobrachium nipponense, 6903 nucleotides. RefSeq lists its product as uncharacterized. The transcript is spliced from 6 exons. Gene Ontology annotation, molecular function: GTPase activity; GTP binding. Lineage: Eukaryota; Metazoa; Arthropoda; Malacostraca; Decapoda; Palaemonidae. The record is from RefSeq and is a predicted model, not a curated record. Bases 1855 to 3996 code for a protein of 713 amino acids.